This is a messenger RNA of Cynara cardunculus var. scolymus (artichoke), 818 nucleotides long. Its product is annotated as PR5-like receptor kinase. Gene Ontology annotation, molecular function: ATP binding; protein kinase activity. NCBI's taxonomy places the organism in Eukaryota, Viridiplantae, Streptophyta, Magnoliopsida, Asterales, Asteraceae. The transcript has a single exon. Gene Ontology annotation, biological process: protein phosphorylation. The annotation marks the transcript as partial. The record is from RefSeq and is a predicted model, not a curated record.
CAAAAAUGUAUACCAAUMUGGAAAUCUUCAUAAAGAAUCAUGAAGCUCUUGCUCCAAAAAGGUACUCUUAUUCAGAUUUGAAAAAGAUGACUGAAUCCUUCAAAGUCAAAAUAGGCCAAGGAGGUUAUGGUUUUGUGUACCAAGGAGCCUUACACAAUGGUAACUUAGUUGCUGUCAAAAUUCUGAACGAAUUAAACGGAAAUGGACAAGAUUUAGUUAAUGAACUCGCGAGCAUUAGCAAGACAUCUCAUGUUAACAUAGUAAGUCUAUUGGGAUUCUGUUUUGAGGGCCGUCAUCGAGCUUUGAUCUAUGAGUACAUGCCUAACGGAUCCCUAGAGAAAUUCGUUUAUGAUCGAGGUUCAGCAAUAGGUAGCCAACUAGAAUGGGAGAAACUAUACGAAAUUGUAGUUGGCAUUGGUCGAGGAUUAGAGUACUUGCAUCACGGUUGUAACACACAAAUUCUACAUUUUGACAUAAAACCACAUAAUAUUCUCCUAGAUAAAGAUUUUUGUCCUAAGAUAUCUGAUUUUGGGCUCGCUAAGCUAUGUCCUGAAAAAAGAAGUGUCAUUUCUAUGUCGGGUAUGAGAGGGACUCCGGGGUAUAUUGCACCGGAAGUAUUUUCUAGAAACUUUGGAGGGGUUUCUCACAAGUCGGAUGUGUACAGUUACGGGAUGAUGGUAUUAGAAAUGGUKGGAGGGCGAAGGGAUGUUGUGGUUGAAGUUAAUGACACUAGCAACAUGUUCUUCUCCCAUUGGGUAUAUAAACAACUUGUGUCGAACAAAAAUCUUGGAUUGAGCGGGAUUUUGAACGAGGAGGAU